AGUAUAGAUGUGGGAAGCUGCGCAAAAAGUGAAGGAAGAAAGAGCAAGUAAAAUAGCGAGGAAGAUGUGGAGAGUUCCAUUCACGCUCGGCGGGCGUGCGGCGUGGCGACGUGCGCCCUGUCUCUCACAGUGAGGUCAUCAGACCAAACGAAGGAUGUGAAAUAAAAAGAAGAGAGAUCCUCUUCCCCAGCCAAGAGACGAGCGCGAGCAACAUCCUGUUCAGGUCAUCUUUACUGAAACGGCGAUGGCAAGAACAACGCUUGGGAGCUGGGUUCCUGCCUACACAGCAUUCCACAUAGUGUUACUUAGAUGAGAAAUGCCGGCGGGAACAAGUGGCACUUCUCUCCUAUCUACCUCACAGCAUUCUACGUUGUUUUGCUAUCCAGGACCCGGGGAAGUCGAGCGCGUUGAGGCGGGAAUAGAUCAACCACGUGAAAGAGGCAAGUCGAAAAGCUGAACGACAAGCUGCAUGACAUGGAGAUGGAGAAGAAAGAGGAGGAAGUAAAAUGUCGUCUCGAAUGACGAGCUCAAGGAGAUGAUCAACAAGCGGGAUUAGAUGAAAGCAUUGACACAAGAAGAGAAAGAACAAGAAGCUUUCUGCAAAGGGGGAGACAAGCUGCAAAGAGGAGAGAAGAAGAAUAUGCGGGGGAGACAAUCGAGAAGAGGAAGAGGAAGGGGAAGGGGAGGGGGAUGCUGAUCAGAAUCGUGGCAAGAAGUCCUUGGAACUCUCGAUCGUUCGAUCUGUGGUAGAUCCGGCGACAUGGACGAACCGAUCGAUCCCAUCAAUUUCGACGUGAUUGUUUUGGGUACCGGAUUGCCAGAGUCGAUUCUUGCGGGAGCCGCCGCCAUAGCCGGGAAGAAGGUGCUGCACCUGGACUCUGCAAGCAGCUAUGGAGGCCACUGGGCCAGUCUUUCCGUCGACUCUGUGCGAGAAUGGGCGGCGGCGAUCAGUCAGGCCGAUGAUGAUGAUGAUGAUCUCCAUCAGCUCUCUGCAGCGUCUGCGCCCGCCUCCGCAGGUACUCGCCAGCCGGUGAUGAUUGCUUCGCCGGCGGUAGUCCGGUCGGGAUCUCGGGUGGGCGGCGGCGAUCCCGAGGACCAUAGCGAACCAGACGGUCAACGCGCAGCAGCCUCAGCAGAUUGCCGUCCAGCGGAAGAAGGAGACGGCGAAGCGACCAGAUGCGCAGCAUCAGGGGAAGCGAGAGAGAAUGGGCAAGGUGGCGGCUAUGAAGGCGGCGGCGGCGGCGGCUAUGGCGAACAUGGACAAGCGCCGUCGGCAGAGAACAGGGUAAUACCGCCGGUCAACGACGGCGGUGAUUACGUCGAUGGUAUCGCGAGAUCCGACGGUGAGGGUGUGGGUUAUUCUGAAAAUAGUAGCCGAGGUAGUGCCACGUGGGAGGCGCUCGAUCCCUCCCUGGAGCCCCUGCCUCUGCGGGUGAUGGGGGGUGUUGAAUGCGCAGGCAGGGACCCUCUUUCUAUCUACACGGACGUCAAGGUGUACGGCCUUGGGGAGAAUGACCUCCCUUCCUCGGAAGUGGUUAGUCGCUAUUCCAGGCGUUUCCUUCUGGACCUGGCUAGCCCGAAGAUGUGCUUCUGCGACGGACCUAUGGUGGAUAUGAUCGUACGGUCCGGCAUUCAUAAUUACUUGGAAUUCAAGGGCUUGGAAGGCACCUUCGUGUGGUCUGGGGUAGCUGGUGGGUCGGAGGUGGGAGCAAGCAGAGGAGGUGGGGGGGGAGGGGGAGGGGGGGGAGAAGGUAGAGUCGAUGAGAGAUUGAUUCUCGUUCCUGCUUCGCGGUCCGACGUGUUCAGGGAUCGAACCCUAGGCAUGUCGGAGAAGAGAUUAUUGAUGCGCUUUUUCAAGAACGUGUCGGAGUACAUGGGGGAGAAGGAGGGUGGUGGUAAAGAUGGACAGGAAGGGGGAGAGGGAGAGGGUGGGGCCGGGGGGGAAAGAAGCAGCAGCAGAGACAGAAGGGAGUCCGUGAGUGGCGGUGAGCUGGCGUCGCAAGAUCCCGAUGCACCGUUCGUGCACCUGCUCAGGCGGCAGAGAUUGUCGCCCUCUGUUUGUCGGUUUGUCCUGUACGCCAUCGCAAUGAUUAAUGACGAUCAGGAGGAGAAUGGUGAUGAGGAGGAGGGGGGAGGUGGACAGGGAGAGGAAGAGAAGGAGAGAAGUAGUCGUAGUAGUAGUAGUAGUAGUAGUAGUAGUAGUAGUAGUAGGAGGAGGAGGAGGAAGGUUGUGUCGACGAGAGAAGGCCUGGACGCGAUGUCGCUCUAUCUCUCCUCCAUUGUGAAGUUCCCUCAAUGCCGGGGCGCUUUCCUUUAUCCCUUGUAUGGUGGAGGAGAGCUGCCUCAAGCUUUCUGCAGAGUAGCGGCCGUGAAGGGAGCUCUUUAUGUCCUUCGGCGAUCCUUACACUCCAUCCUGGUAGAUAAAUCCACUGGGAUGUACCGGGGGUUGAGAACGUCUUCAGGCCAGCUUCUGUUCAGCGAUUAUCUCAUUGGAAAUCCGAUUUUCCUGCAUCCUUUCUUGAUGAGUCCGGUGCAGGCACGAGGAGUAUUAGGGAGAGGAGGAGCAGGAGGAGGAGGAGGAGGAGGGGAAGGGGGAGGACAUUGUCGAGGGGAUGGAGGAGCAGGAGGAGGUAUAGAGGGGGCAAUUGGAGGAGGAGGAGGAGAGGAGGGGGGGGACGAGGGAGCAGGAGAGGAGAGGGGAAACGAGGGCGCAGGAGAGGAGAGGAGGGGGAAGGAGGGCCCAGGAGUGGAGAAGAGGGGGAACGAGGCAGUCGGCGAGGAGGAGGAGGGGGAAUACAUAGCCCGUUGUCUGUGCAUUACAGAUCGGUCUGUCGUGGGAAAUCUAUCUACGGCGCUGAUCGUUUUCCCGCCAAAAAGCGUGGUGAUUGGAGAUCCCGAUGGGAGGAAGAACAGCUGCUCUAUCCGUGCUUUGCAGCUUGGUCCGCGGACAUCCGUUUGUCCGGAUGGUACGUAUGUGGUCCAGUUGUCGGUCCGGUGCGACGAGCGGACUUCCGCGGAAACGGCUCUUCGACCAGCUGUCGAGUCUCUAUGGAUCCAUCCCGGUCCCGACCUCGACCGGCGUCAACGAUCUGAUGACGUCAACGCUUCUCAGAGGCUGUCGCCUUCUCCUUCGUCUUCUCCUCCUCCUUCUCCUCCUCCUCCUCCUCGUCCCAUCAACGAUCUGAUGACGUCAACGCUUCUCAGAGCCAGCGCAACAGGCCAGACUGCCGAUGACAGUCCAUCUUCGUCAUCCUCAGAAUCGCUCUCCCCGCCGUCCGUUCUCCAGCGAUCUUCUCCUCAGCCGCCAACUUCUCCAUCUUCCGUCCUGUCUUCUUCAGCCUUGAUGACCUCACUGUCGCCUCCGCCGCCAUCGCUGGAGCUUCCGCCUCCCGCGGCCUCGGCGGUGGGAUUGGCGGAGGCAGUCGCAACAGCAAGCAGACACGUGUCAGGAGGACACGCAGUGUCACGUGGUUCGGGCAGCCAAUCAACAGGGAGGAUAGAAUCGGGGACAUGCAACGGAGGAGCUGGAGGAGGAGGAGGAAGAGGAGACGUAAGGUCGGCGGGAUCUCAAUCGGCGCAAUCGCGGCUUGGGGGAGGGAUAGACGACGAGGGAGGGAGAGAGGAAGCGGAAAGAUAUCGGAGGCCGAGGGUUCAUUGGUGUGUUUACUACAAACAACGAGUUCUUGAUGGCUAUGGCGAUGAAUUGGAACGGGGUGAGGGAGGAAAUGGAGAUGAGCCUGAGACGAGUUUGGGGAGGGAGAGGCAGGUGGUACCUCCCAAUGUGGCGAUAUGUCCUCUGCCAGAUGCAUCGAUCGAUUACAGGUGGAUGAUGACAUCGACGGAGAAGGUGUUCAGCAGGUUAUUUCCCGGCGAGGCAUUUUAUCCAGGGGUGCAGGAGGGCGGCGGAGGGAGCAGCUUGGAGGAGGGAGGGGAAGGAGGUUCUCAGAUUGAGGAAGAUGAAGAGACUAGGCGAUUGUCGGAGAUUCUGGGCAAUGACGUUCACAACAGCAAUGGAAACCUCAGUGAAGGAGGGAAUAUGCCAACAGCGAGUGAAAAGGUGGAUGAGAUGAGUGAUGGAGGACAAGGAGGUAAUCAAUCAUAAUCAAUCAUCGGAAAUGAUUGAUCGAUGAUGGUCGACGCGAUGUCCAGACACACGCACAAAGCACAGCGCCGGGGUUACAGAGGGGAGAGAGAGAGAGAGAGAGAGAGAGAGAGAGAGAGAGAGAGAGAGAGAGAGAGAGAGAGAGAGAGAGAGAGAGANAGAGAGAGAGAAAGAGAGAGAGAGAGAGAGAGGGAAGGGAGAGUGGGUGCCAUACGAGGGGACGAGAUCUACCUCGUUGCCGAGAGAGAGAGAGAGAGAGAGAGAGAGAGAGAGAGAGAGAGAGAGAGAGAGAGAGAGAGAGAGAGGGUGGCAUACGAUGUGACGAGAUCUACCUCGUUGCCGAUUAGUGGUUCUUUUCCUCGAAAGUGCAUUUUUAAUCUUUUGGAAUAGAUAGAAAGGCGCCGCCGCUUGUUUUCAAUGGACAGGAGUUGUUAGUGAGGCGACACUUACCUACUCCUCCUCCUCCUUCUCCUCGUCUUCGUCGUCCUCCUCCUCCUCCUUUCCUCCUUCUUAAGCUGUAGUCAAUGAUGAUGGAUUAGGAAACAUAAGAAGUCACUGAGUUGGAAGUUUGUCGAGGGUAAGAGAACCCAUCGCCGUUUCUUUGUUUUGUGUUCUUUUGGACUUCGAGAGUUUUCAUGCAGGCGUACGAAUACGCUUCACCAUCGGUCCGCCAGCAGCGCUCACCCAUCCACGGGCGAAAAGCAAGGAACAG
Molecule: messenger RNA, 4814 nt
Organism: Chara braunii
Lineage: Eukaryota; Viridiplantae; Streptophyta; Charophyceae; Charales; Characeae
Source: the annotation of a GenBank genome assembly